GUUUGUUUGCGGACCGCUAUUAUAUCAAAGAAGAAGAAGAAGAAGGAAAAUAAGCACUGCACUGGCGUUAUUUAUUGAAAGUAAAUACCUAGCUAAUUCUCUCACCUCGCAAUAUUAACAUUUGUCAUUUUGUAAUCCAAGUUGUAAAAACAUGACGGAGCCUCAGGCAGCACUGUUACUCAGGAGACAGCUGGCAGGUAAUUUAUAAACUGGUGGCUAACGUCAGCUAACGUUCUUUUUUAUUUGUCCGGUUGCUGUGCUAGCUAACGUUAGCUAAUCCAUCUAAUUUGGCCCACUUGCGGCAUAUCGUUUAAUCUUUGUUUCGGCUUUUACUUUAUCUAGCUAGCUACUACCGUGUGUGCUGUGAAAUGUCACAUCUUGGCUUACUUCAUUUUGAUAGUUGAAUAUAGCUAGUAAAAUCAAAUUUGUGGUUGUUAUUUUUUAAUUUGUUAUUGUGGACGCGAAAUGGUUCAAGUUUAGCUAGCGAACUAGAUAGCAAGCUAAAUGUAACGUUUAAUAUACUACCCCUUUGUUUUGAACGUAAUGUCGAUUGUUGGCUAACGUUAGCAGACACACGUCAACUGUCAGCUAGUCAUUAUUGGACAACUGUCAGCUUGAUUUUAAAUUAAGCCAGGGCCGUGCAGGAGUUUAACUGAACCACCCAUUAACAAAAAGUGUUCAUUCUGUUAAGUAUUUGACUACGAUUCUUAUUUUUUAACUCCAUGCAGAACAAAUUGUCUCUUGACUGUAGGGCAGCAUAAUGUCUGGUCAACUAGGCAUGGCAUCAUACCUGCACACCACAGAUAUAUUUCCUUGAUUGGUGGCAAUGAGUAACGUUAGCUCGAUAGCUACCUCAAAUAACCGAGGUGCCUGGUGUACAUUCAGAAAUGUACCUAGCUAGCCUAAUAUGGCUGUGUCUGUCAAACUUCUAUUAGCCAUUCAGAGUGAUAGAUACACUCAUGUCAUAUUGUUAAUUUUUUUCAUGUUGAAGGGGAUAUGGAAGUCAAUUGUGUACAAUAGCCCAUGAUUUCACCAUGAUCUCUCUUAUUUCCUUUUUUCAUACACAUAUAAAAGUUAGACAUGCAUAAACAAAGGUACUGCUGCUCCAAGCCAAGUAAAAUUCAACUCCACGAUGUCCUUCACAUCAACGGAGUUGAGCGGAGACGAGUGUGUGGACUGUAUCUCCGACUUCAUCGAGUCGCCGAAGGUCGAUACUUAAACUGUGUACAUAUGUUUGUCCUCUGUAGCUGUGUGCCUUUUUUUGUUUGCUGAAAUCCAGACUUUUUUUUAUUAAACGUUAAUCAAAUACAACCACCGUUUGUGUCCUCGUAUCGACUGACAGCGACGCGAUGUAGUAUGAGGUACACUCCGCUCACUCUCGUCUCCAUUCAACUAACGUUGAUGUGAAGUAUAUCUUAGCGUUUUACUUGGCUAUGCUGCACCUUGCCAAGUGUUUUCAGCUGAGGGAGAACAGCUCGGUCUAAAGCCCUAUGUGGCUGUGUUCCAGAGGCCUUCCCUGGCUCUAAACAUGAUCGUCAGGGUUGCUGUUCAAAGGGGAUGUACAACUCAAUGAAGUGUAUAUAUAUAUAUAUAUAAAUAUAAAUAACAAACCCUGGAUUGCUGAUGCUAUGUAUUGGCCAUUGAUGGGCUUUGAAGCCACCAGUCAGCCAUAUUGGCACUCCCCAGUAGUAGUUCCUCCGAAGGAAUUAAUGGAAUUCUACAGUAUUUCAAUUAAGUGUUUCAUUGACAAAAUUGCAUGUAUUUUCUGUUGUAGUGGGGACAGUAACAUUAAUACUCUCUAAAAAAAAAUACUUAAAAACCUUUUUAUUUAAUGUAUUUCUUUUAUUUGUAUGUUUAGCUCACAUAAUAUCAAUUUUAAAGUAUGCAUUAAGGUAAGGUGUGUGUGUAAAAGUGGAACAAACAAAUGCAGACAUUAAUAAAUGCAUUUCUAUAGCUUCCAAAAUAUAUAUUUUUUUUUUUACAAUUGAGGAAUGUCAAGAUGGUUGCCUGGUGGUUUCAAUACAGUGCCCCCUGUCAGACCAGGGUUAAUACAUGUCAUUGGCGCUACAUCAGUUUCCCUUUGACUCCUCACUCACCCUCCUCAACAGCAGUAUUAUAGGCACUCACCCCCAUUAACAACAGUAGUAGUAAUAGUCACUCACCCCCAUUAACAGCAGUAGUAGUAAAAGUCACUCACCCGCAGUAGUAGUGGUCACUGAUCCCCAUUAAGGUGGAGUUGUGCAAGCCCUGAUCAACUUACAGUGUUUAUGACAGCACUAUGAAUAUAUGUUUCUUUUAGACUGCUUGACUACUUACUUACACAAUAAGAGGUACGUUAUUGGGACCAUUGAACAUGCCCUCUUUAGGUUGACUUCACUGUUGAGGUGGUUUGUAUCGAGAGGAAAUGAAAUGGUUGGAAUCUACAUACCAAGUUGAUUCUUUUAGGACCAGUGCCCAGGGUGUGACAGAUGGGUGCGGUUGUUUGACUGUGCUGGUGUUUCAGCACAGCAGGAGACUGGCUGCCACAGCACAUCUAAACCACAGUGAACUUCUGAGUUCAGUUUAAACUGCUACUUAAGGAAGCUGUUUAUUUGGUAUAAUAGGCACUUUAUAGGGAUAUCACUUUUUUUUAGGGAUAUUAAUGAUUUUAUGGAUCAAAAGCUUUAUGUUCACAGAGAGGCACAUUUUCAGUCUGAGAAGGCUGAAUCCAUCAUUCCCACGUACUGAUUAGCGAGAUGGACGUCUCACUGUGUUGACUGGAUAGAGUUCAAGAGUCACACAUCACCGUAGAACCACUACUAUUUUUUGUGUGUGUAUUUCGGAUGAAAAACCAUGAUGUAUAAAUGUUUUCUCUUGAUUUCCUAGAGCUGAAUAAGAACCCAGUGGAGGGAUUCUCAGCAGGUUUGAUAGAUGAUAACGAUCUCUACAGAUGGGAAGUCUUAAUCAUCGGCCCACCAGACACAUGCUAGUAAGUCUGCCAGCCCAGUUCCACUCUGAUUUUGCUGUGUGGGUGGGUUGAUGAGUCUGCUGGGGAGUAUUUGGAUGUGGGGAUGUAUUUUAGUGGUGCGCGGUUCAGCUGUUUGUUUCGACCGCCCGCAAUUGCUAAUAACCCAUCUGUUUUCUCUGCUUCGUUCUCGAAGCAAAGACGUUUACGGACCAGGGAGAAAAUGCAGUAGGCCUAACUCCAAAAAAAAAAAAAAAAGAAGGAAAUACAAAGCUGUGAAAACGACCCAACAUGUUUCUGAUCAGAUUUUAGUUCGGCUUGGAUGCAUACUUUAUGUGGUUGAAAUACUAUCAGCUUUUACGAUGCUGAUAAAGACUGUAUCUAACUGUGCAUUCGCAUUCUCUCAAGAUGCUGAAAGAAAUGAUUUCUCCACUCCUGUUCCUGAGUCAAAAUGUUGCAUUCAUUUAGUGGAUAAUUUUACUGCAAGAAAUGCUCAAUUCUGCAGGAGUUACAGUGCAUUCGGAAAGUAUUCAGACCCCUUGACUUCUUCUACUUUAUUACGUUACAGCCUUAUUCUAAGAAAUUGAUUAAAUUGUUCGUUUUUUCUCAAUCUACACACAAUACCCCAUAAUGACAAAGCAAAAACAGUUUUUUAAAUGUAUUUUAGCAAAUGUAUUAAAAAUUAAAAAAUUCACAUUUACACAAGUAUUCAGACCCUUUACUCAGUACUUUGAUGAAGCACCUUUGGCAGCGAUUACAGCCUUGAGUCUUCUUGGGUAUGACGCUACAAGCUUGGCACACCUGUAUUUGGGGAGUUUCUCACAUUCUUCUCUGCCUAUCUUCUCAAGCCCUGUCAGGUUGGAUGGGGAGCGUUGCUGCACAGCUGUUUUCAGGUAUUUUCAGAGAUGUUCAAAUCGGGUUCAAGUCCGGGCUCUGGCUGGGCCACUCAAGGACAUUCAGAGACUUGUCCCGAAGCCACUCCUGCGUUGUCUUGGCUGUGUGCUUAGGGAAGUUAUCCUGUUGGAAGGUGAACCUUCGCCCCAGUCUGAGGUCCUGAGCGCUCUGGAGCAGGUUGUCAUCAAGGAUCUCUCUGUACUUUGCUCUGUUAAUCUUUCCCUCGUUCCUGACUAGUCUCCCAGUCCCUGCCGCUGAAAAACAUCCCCACAGCAUGAUGCUGCCACCACCAUGCUUCACUGUAGGGAUAGUGCCCGGUUUCCUCCAGACGUGACGCUUGGCAUUCAGGCCAAAGAGUUCAAUCUUGGUUUCAUCAGACCAGAGAAUCUUGUUUCUCAUGGUCUGAGAGUCCUUUAGGUGCCUUUUGGCAAACUCCAAGCCGGCUGUCAUGUGCCUUUUACUGAGGAGUGGCUUCCGUCUGGCCACUCUACCAUAAAGGUCUGAUUGGUGGAGUGCUGCAGAGAUGGUUGUCCUUCUGGAAGGUUCUCCCAUUUCCACAGAGGAACUCUGGAGCUCUGUCAGAGUGACCAUCAGGUUCUUGGUCACCUCCCUGACCAAGGCCCUUCUCCCCCGAUUGCUUAGUUUGGCCGGGUGGCCAGCUCUAGGAAAAGUCUUGGUGGUUCCAAACGUCUUCCAUUUAAGAAUGAUGGAGGCCACUGUGAUCUUGGGGACCUUCAAUGCUGCAGAAAUGUUUUGGUACCCUUCCCCAGAUCUGUGUCUUGACACAAUCCUGUCUCCGAGCUCUACGGACAAGUCCUUUGACCUCAUGGCUUGGUUUUGCUCUGACAUGCACUGUCAACUGUGGGACCUUAUAUAGACAGGUGUGUGCCUUUUCAAAUCAUGUCCAAUCAAUUGAAUUUACCACAGGUGUACUCCAAGUUGUUAGAAACAUCUCAAGGAUGAUCAUUGGAAACAGGAUGCACCUGAGCUCAAUUUCAAGUCUCAUAGCAAAGGGUCUGAAUACUUAUGUAAAUAAGGUUGUUUAAAAAAAAAAAAACCAUUUUCAAACAUUUCUAAAAACCUGUUUUCGCUUUGUCAUUAUGGGGUAUUGAGGGGGUAAAAAUAAUUGUAUCCAUUUUAGAAUAAGGCUGUAACAUAACAAUGUGGAAAAAGGGAAGGGGUCUGAAUUCUUUCUGAAUGCACUGUAAUAUUAAGGCUAUGUGAGAGGUUAUAGACCUACAGUCGGUGUCCAGAUUUCAGUUUCCGUUUAACCCAUCUGAACAGUAGGCUACAGUUCCCUUGACGUGCCAUAGGCCUGUUUGAAGUCCCCGUCUUGUGACUGUCGAAUUUGUAUAACGCCUCACAAUCAUCACACAUAACAUGCUAUCAUCCUCUUUUACCACUUCACCAGAUCUUUCCAAACAUUACUUUUCUGGCCCUCCUUUCUCUUUAUGUUCAACUCUCCAUCUCGCAGCUUUUCUCUUAUUGAAUUAAACUCAGACAUUGUCCUUUUUGCCUCUGUGGAUCAACGUUAACUUUUUCUGCCCGUUCCCAAAUGCAUUUGGUGAUUGGCGUGUAGGCUAUUUGGCAUGUGUACAGUUAGGCCCUUAAGCUCAGGCUUACACACUAAUGCCAGAGCCUAAAAUAAGGAAAGAAAAAAAUCUCAAUGUAGCCUAUAGAUGUACUGUCAAUUGCACAAGAAGAUACAUUUUUUUAUUUAUUUUUUAAAGGCGUUUUGUCUUUAUUCAACCUUUUUUGCCACCCACUCGCCCUUCAUCCACACAAUAUUGAAUGACCCAAACCCGCCCGCCCCGCGGAUAUAACCGUGGGGACUGUGGCUUAUGAGUCAACCCGUGCACCACUAAUGUAUUUGCUAUUUGUCAUGUACAACAGUUGUCUGUUUGUGUCAAGAUUUCUGGAUCUUUUCAACCCUAUUUCAACCCCUGCUAUUUGACCAUAACGACAGACAUUUCUCUUUGCCUUCCUGUUCACAGUGAAGGUGGUGUGUUCAAAGCACAUCUCACAUUUCCCAAAGACUACCCUCUCAGGCCACCUAAAAUGACAUUUAUCACAGAUAUAUGGCACCCUAAUGGUAAGUAUGAGUGUACAGUUGAAGUCGGAAGUUUACAUGGAGUCAUUAAAACUUGUUUUUCAACCACUCCACAAAUGUCUUGUUAACAAACUAUAGUUUUGGCAAGUCGGUUAGGACAUCUACUUUGUGCAUGACACAAGUAAUUAUUCCAACAAUUGUUUACAGACAGAUUAUUUCACUUAUAAUUCACUGUAUCACAAUUCCAGUGGGGCAGAAGUUUACAUACACUAAAUUGACUGCCUUUAAACAGCUUGGUAAAUUCCAGAAAAUGAUGUUAUGGCUUUAGAAGCUUCUGAUAGGCUAAUUGACAUAAUUUGAGUCAAUUGGAGGUGUACAUGUGGAUGUAUUUCAAGGCCUACCUUCAGACUCAGUGCCUCUUUGCUUGACAUCAUGGGAAAAUCAAAAGAAAUCAGCCAAGACCUCAGAAAAUAAAUUGUAGACCUCCACAAGUCUGGUUCAUCCUUGGGAGCAAUUUCCAAAUGCCUGAAGGUACCACGUUCAUCUGUGCAAACAAUAGUACACAAGUAUAAACACCAUGGGGACCACGCAGCCGUCUAUUCCGCCUAGGAAGGAGACGCGUUUGUUCUCUAGCAGAUGAACGUACUUUGGUGCGGAAAAGUGCCAAAUCAAUCCAGAACAACCACCAAAGGAACUUGUGAAGAUUGCUGGGGGAAACGGGUCCAAAAGUAUUACCGUAUGGUCCGAAGAUACGACGGACCUUUUUCCCCUCGAAUAGGCCAAAAAAGUCGGGUCGUCUUAUAUUCGGGGUCUAGUAUUCAGAGCGAGUUUCUUCUCUUCGGCGAUCCCUGUAAAUGUCAAUACACAUUCGCGGGCACAGAUGGCGCCAAAAAUUCGUUCCGGACGAGGGAAGAGGGUCCUUAACAAACCAGCCCGUACCGGUGUUUAAAGAUGGAAAAGACAGGCUGACCAUUUAGAGACAAGUGGCUCAAAAGUGGGCCAGGUCAAUAAACACCAGCGGAGGAGCUAUGAUGCCAAUUUCAAAAUAAUGGUUGUCAAUAAGGCAGAGUCAUCUAACAACUGCCAAGCUGCCAAGACAUUCGGGGUCACUGAGUGUAAUGUAAGAAGAUGGCGAGCAGAAAAACAACGUCUAAAAGAUGCUAACAGUCAGCGAAAAUCCUUCCGUGGUCCUCAAAGUGGUCGUUUCAUUGAGGUUGACCGGAGGGUUUUUGAAUAUGUCAGGGAAAAAAGAAGUGAGGGAAUGCCCAUUACCAGAGCUGUCAUCCAGGUUAAGGCCCUGGAAAUCGCCAGAGAGCUCAACAUCACUGGAUUUAAAGCCAGCCUCGGCUGGUGUCGUAGGAUGAUGCGGCGUAAUGGACUGUCACUUAGACGGAGAACGAGUUUGGCCCAACGCCUGCCGUCAGACUUCGGAGAGAAGUCUACUGUGUGAAUGGAUCCUGCAUGCAUGGGAUGCUAUUCCCUCACAGAGCAUCAUCGAUGGCUUUAAAAAAUGUUGCAUCUCAAAUGCAUUGGACGGCAGCGAGGACGACGUUGCUUUGGGAGGAGCCGGUGGAAGCGGAGCAGCUGGGGAGCGAUGACAGCGAGAGCGAACACAGCGGGGCAGAGGGACGUGUGUGAGGGAUAGAGAGACAUCGGAGGAGAAGUUUGGCGAAUUUUUUGUUAAGUUUAGUUAAAUGGUGGCCUGUAUUUUCUCUGUUAUUUAAAAAUGUUGCUUUAUUAUUGGCUUGAUAUUAAUUUUGAAUCAUACUGUACAUAGUUUUGCCUUUGUGUUUAAUUCACUGUGUUUUAAUAUUGUUAUUUUAAAAUAAAAUGAAGUUCUUUGUUCGGCAAAUCUAGUCUGCAAAUCUGUUUUUCUAAAUGUUUGUGUUGAAAAACGGGGGGGUCGUCUUAUAAUCAGGGUCGUCUUAUAUUCGGACCAAUACGGUAUAUCCACAGUAAAACGAGUCCUAUAUCGACAUAACCUGAAAGGCCGCUCAGCAAGGAAGAAACCACUGCUCCAAAACCGCCAUAAAAAAGCCAGACUACGGUUUGCAACUGCACAUGGGGACAAAGAUUAUAUGUCCUCUGGUCUGAUGAAACAAAAAUAUAACUGUUUGGCCAUAAUGAGCAUCGUUAUGUUUUGGAGGAAAAAGGGGGUAAUUGCAAGCCGAAGAACACCAUCCCAACCGUGAAGCACGGGGGUGGCAGCAUCAUGCUCUGGGGGUGCUUUGCUGCAGGAGGGACUGGUGCACUUCACAAAGUAGAUGGCAUCAUGAGGAAGGAAAAUUAUGUGGAUAUAUUAAAGCAACAUCUCAAGACAUUAGUCAGGAAGUUAAAGCUUGGUCGCAAAUGGGUCUUCCAAAUGGACAAUGAACCCAAGCAUACUUCCAAAGUUAUGGCAAAUUGGCUUAAGGACAACAAAGUCAAGGUAUUGGAGUGGCCAUCACAAUGCCCUGACCUCAAUCCUAUAGAAAAUGUGUGGGUAGAACUGAAAAAAAUGUGUGCGAGCAAGGAGGCCUACAAACCCGACUCAGUUACACCAGCUCUGUCAGGAGCAAUGGGCCAAAAUUCACCCAAUUUAUUGUGGGAAGCUUGUGGAAGGCUACCCGAAACGUUUGACCCAAGUUAAACAAUUUAAAGGCAAUGCUACCAAAUACUAAUUGAGUGUAUGUAAACUUCUGACCCACUGGGAAUGUGAUGAAAUAAAUAAAAGCUGAAAUAAAUCAUUCUCUCUACUAUUAUUCUGACAUUUCACAUUCUUAAAAUAAAGUGGUGAUCCUAACUGACCUAAGACAGGGAAUUUUUACUAGGAUUAAAUGUCAGGAAUUGUGAAAAACUGAGUUUAAAUGUAUUUGGCUAAGGUGUAUGUAAACUUCCGACUUCAACUGUAUGUUUUCUCUUGAAAGUGUUAGUACUUUUUUGUAUUUUUUACUGUUUGGGAAAUGUGAGCUAUCCCUCCAGAGGAUCAGUCCUGUUUCUCAGUAAAGUAAUGAUGUUUUUGGAACGCACCAAAAUCCUUGUUUACACACACAAAUAAAUAUAAUUGUUCUAUUGAAACCUUUUGAUGUAAUACGUCUAAUUUCAUGUCUCUUGUCCUGUUUACAGUUGACAAGAACGGCGACGUAUGUAUAUCUAUUUUGCACGAGCCUGGUGAGGAUAAGUACGGCUAUGAGAAGCCUGAGGAGCGCUGGCUGCCCAUCCACACAGUGGAAACCAUUAUGAUUAGUGUUAUCUCCAUGUUGGCGGACCCUAACGGAGACUCGCCUGCCAAUGUAGACGCUGCAGUGAGUCUCAUUUUCACCUGAGGGGCCAAAUCAAUGGUUUAUGCUCACACUGAUUAGUUCUUUAUAAAUAGACAAUCUGUGGAUUGUUGUUUGGGACAAAAGGAGUUAAUGGUAAUUUCUAUUAUGUCCUGAAGUGCACUGAAUUCUGAAUGUAUUCCGAUUGUUCCAGGUUCUCAAACAUCAAAUUUGCCUUUGUCGAGAGCAGAACUCUGUCAUCUUUGAACUAAAAUGUUUUUGCACCUUUGUUCCCCCUUCAGAAAGAGUGGAGGGAAGACCGACAUGGGGAAUUCAAAAGGAAAGUGGCCCGUUGUGUAAGAAAGAGCCAAGAGACUGCCUUUGAGUGA
This is a messenger RNA of Coregonus sp. 'balchen', 9516 nucleotides long. NCBI's taxonomy places the organism in Eukaryota, Metazoa, Chordata, Actinopteri, Salmoniformes, Salmonidae. The record is from the annotation of a GenBank genome assembly.